Molecule: messenger RNA, 889 nt
Organism: Saitoella complicata NRRL Y-17804
Lineage: Eukaryota; Fungi; Ascomycota; Saitoellomycetes; Saitoellales; Saitoellaceae
Exons: 3
Coding region: 183-587 (134 amino acids)
Source: RefSeq, a predicted model, not a curated record
CGGAGGUCGAGAAACGGAUAUCGAAACUUCAGACGGAGUUGAGGCACAUUAAGAGCACAGCCAAACUCAGAUAUGUUUAUCUCGAGGGUUACGGUUCUGCCAUCACUGAUCUGAGCCUCGGCUCAUCUGCCAUUCACAUCUCGGCUUUCUUCGACAGUGAUCAUGAGUGGAUCUCCCCCAAAAUGGCUUUGGAUGAUAUCGAGCGUUGUCUAGGGCGGCUCUAUAUGUCCGAUAUAUCCAGGAGAGACCCCGUUGGUGUGUCGCCCGCUUCAGUUUCCUUCGUGAGAGAUGGCGUGAAGUACAAUAUUACAGUUUGGAAUGGUGGUGCCGUCGAGGAUGCCAAUUUUAUCAAUCAAUAUAUCGUAAUCUUUUCAUACCUGCAGACCCUGAUCCUCGCGAUCAGGGUGUCCUUCGAAAACAAGAGGAUGGACAAACUCGCAGGACGACAUGAUGGUGAACAGCUUCACCAUCUCGUUGAUGACUAUCGCCCUCUUAAGGGAUCUCGGCGUCCUUCCAAACUUGCACAAAAAAGGGAUUGGCGAGCGCACCGAAGUACUUGUCGGCUGGGAACAGAUGGACAUCGGUAGAUUUGUGCGAUCCACGCGGUAUCUGGACAUGGAAGUCGGAUCGCACAGCAGAAGGGCUGCGCUAGCAUGCUAAGACUCCGCCGAGCUAUCCCUGGCAGAGUUUGUUUACAGGUUCUUUAUCCAGUACGGUGGGCUAAAUGGUCUGGAUUACAAGAGUACCGCAAUCAGUAUCUGUACUGGAGCAGGCUUUCCCGCCAAACAUGAAUUGAACAAACAGUGGUAUUGCUAUCCAGAAUGUCACACAAUGGGUAGCCGUCCAGCGACCAGUUUCGAGUUCUUAUGCGCGGUGCGUCUUCGUCGAG